CUCCGACCGCAAAUGAGUGAAACACUGGAAAAUUUUUGUGGUUGCUGCCUCUCUUUUCUGUUUCACUUUUUGGUUCUCAAUCCCCACAAAAGGGUUUGUUAACCAUGGAAUGCUUGAAUGGAAGCUCUUUGAGGAACUUGGGGUGGGAGCAUAGUCCUAUUCUCAAUUGGAAUGCUCAUGCUGAUAGAUUGCAUUUGGAGACAAGAAAAUUAGGGUUUUUAUCAUGUGCUUCAGCCAGCUUUCCAUGGAGUGGUAAAAUUAGGGUUUCAAUGUAUCCGAUCAACCGGUUUUUUGGAAAGCAGUCAUCUUGGAGAGUCUUUGCUGCACAUGUUGGCUUGGAUGGGGAUCCUUCCUCAUUGUCACAUGAAGAUCAAUUAAGUAAUAUUGAUGAGCAUGCACAAAGGGAUGAUGAUGAUGCAUCUAAUGGUGUCCUCCCAAAAAAAUUGGGGCCCGAUGAGUUGAAGUUGCUGCUUGUUGACUCUGAAAGAGCUAAACUCAUAAGGAAGCUCAGUGAAGCUAACCAAUAUAACAGAUUUCUCAAACGUCAGUUGCAAAUCAAUGACACUGCUCUGGUGGACAUCAAAGAUAAACUUGCUUCUUUAGAAUCUGAGCUUCAGGUUUUGGUUGCUCUCGCGGAAGAGAUUGCUGAUUCUGGUGUUCAACCUGGUACUAGAAAGAUUAGUGGAAAAUACAUUCACUCUCAUCUUGUCUCCAGACUAGAAGCUAUGCAUGAAAAAAUAAAGAAUGGAUUGACUGCCGUAGACUCUGUAAAAGUUGAGGAAAUUUUCUUGUAUUGGAUUGGCAUGGCUGAGAGUGUGCAAGUGAUGGGUUCCUUUGAUGGGUGGUCUCGCGGAGAGGAAAUGUCACCCGAAUACAAUGGCGCCUAUGCUCUAUUUUCUACUACUCUGAAACUUAGACCCGGACGGUAUGAGAUAAAGUUCUUGGUUGAUGGAGAGUGGAAGUUAUCACCUGAGUUACCUACCGUUGGUGAGGGCUUACUCAAGAACAACCUUUUAAUUGUAUGAUAAUAUCAUGGCUUUAUCAAGCAAAGGGCUUUUUAUAGCUAAUGCUUGCAAACUCAAGUUCUAUAUAUAUCUCUCUUAAAUUUUAUGAGAUGCUGAGGUUUAUAUAUAUGCAUAGAUUGUUUCUCUA
This is a messenger RNA of Dioscorea cayenensis subsp. rotundata (Guinea yam), 1152 nucleotides long. RefSeq names its product protein PTST, chloroplastic. The transcript has 9 exons. The coding region runs from base 105 to 1025 and encodes 306 amino acids. Lineage: Eukaryota; Viridiplantae; Streptophyta; Magnoliopsida; Dioscoreales; Dioscoreaceae. The record is from RefSeq and is a predicted model, not a curated record.